UACAGGUCCCGAGGCGAAGCGGCCUCUAGUCUCUGGGACGCCGAGAGCGGAAGGACCAUUUUCCGCGCAACCAUGCCGCUCAAAGUCUUUCACGCUUACUCGAGACUCCUUCGCUUCGACGACCGCCAGACCAGAGCCGAGAGACGCGCAGCAGGCGGCGGUGACAAACUUGCGGCCGUGAGAGAGGUCUGGGACAAGUGGGUCGAGAGGCUGCCGCUCCUCUACAACCCCGGGGCCGACGUGACGGUGGACGAGCAACUGGUCCCUUUCAGAGGCCGAUGUCCUUUCCGCCAGUAUAUCCCAAGCAAGCCGGCCAAAUACGGCAUCAAGACAUGGGUGGCCUGCGACUCCAAAUCCAGCUAUGCCUGGAAGAUGCAGGUCUACACCGGCAAGGCCACAUGCGGAGGCCCCGAGAAGAACCAGGGGAUGAGGGUCGUGCUCGAUUUGACGCAGGGACUCAGGGGUCACAACGUCACCUGCGACAAUUUCUUCACCUCAUACGAGCUCGCGCGCCAGCUCCUGACCAGGAACGUCACCGUGGUCGGCACAGUCAGAAAGAACAAGCCAGAGCUCCCGCAGGCGCUGCUCGCCUCAAAGGACAGGCUCCUCUUCUCCUCCAAGUUCGCCUUCACGUCCACCACCGCUCUAGUGUCCUAA
This is a messenger RNA of Coregonus clupeaformis (lake whitefish), 657 nucleotides long. RefSeq names its product piggyBac transposable element-derived protein 4-like. The transcript has 2 exons. The coding region runs from base 73 to 657 and encodes 194 amino acids. NCBI's taxonomy places the organism in Eukaryota, Metazoa, Chordata, Actinopteri, Salmoniformes, Salmonidae. The record is from RefSeq and is a predicted model, not a curated record.